CCGAUUUGCCCUGACCUUAAUGGUCGAGGAAAUCGUUACAACGUGUCAUGCAAAAAACGCACGCGCCUUGACUUUCAGACCGACCCCGUUUUGGUAGUCGAUGUCGUCGCUGUGUCGAUCGCAAAAGCAUGGCCAAAUACCCUUGUAAGGGUAUUCGGUCCGACAGCGUCGUGUUUCACUGGGCGGAGCCGGCCCCAGAAGCUGAAGGGGGUGAGGUCAAGGACGACGAGGUGAAACUGUUGAUCGUGCAGGCUUGGCGGACGAGUACGGAGGAAAAAUUGUUGAGAAUAUUAUUCGGCAAGCUGGAAGAAGACCAUCUCGACGCAAUCACGGACGAGUUGUUGGUGCUUUUGGCGCAGCUGGUAGACAAUUUACCCCUCCACAUCCUGUCAAGGUGUGACGAGAAGUCGGGGAUAGACGUGCCCACUCGCACGCUUGCGCCGCAUCUGAUGUGGUCCACAUAUACGGAGCUAGACGGGGAUAACUGCUUUUACCCAUCCCCGAGCCUCUAUUUCGAAAUUGACGUCACUGAUCUCACAUUGUGGGACCCUUUUGUCCGUCGAGGAAACGCGCUAGGAGCCAGUAACGACGACGACGACGACGACGACGACGAAGAAGAAGAAGAAGAAGAAGAAGAAGAGUCAGAGGAAGAAGAAUCGGGCACUGAUCGAGACGAUCCCGACUACAUUGGGUCAGAGGAGGAGGGAGAGGAAAGUGGAUCGGGAUAGUCGAUGUCGGUGCGAAUACCCUUACAAGGGUAUCCGCCCUGAUUUUUGCAAGCGACAGAAAAUAAGUUGGUUUAAAGUCUA
This is a messenger RNA of Chara braunii, 809 nucleotides long. The record is from the annotation of a GenBank genome assembly. Lineage: Eukaryota; Viridiplantae; Streptophyta; Charophyceae; Charales; Characeae.